AUGACCUCUGAACAAAAUGCAGAACAGCUUGAAAAUGGGACUACUGCUGCAACUAUGAGCUCACCAGAGACCACCAUUUCGGAACCGCCUUACAGUAUCUUUGACAACAGGCAAAAGUGGCUUAUUAUCAUCAUUGUUUCGACAGCUGCCACCUUUUCCGGCUUCGCAUCAAACAUCUAUUUUCCCGCGCUACCAACAAUCGCAACUGACCUCAAUGUCUCGGUCGAAUUGGUCAAUCUCACUGUCACAUCAUACCUGAUCUUCCAAGGCCUUGCACCCAGUCUCUGGGGUCCCAUAUCCGACGUCAAGGGCCGCCGAAUAGCUUACAUAUGCACAUUCCUUGUGUUCCUAGGAGCAUGUAUUGGUCUUGCCGAGACCAGAAACUAUCCCACCCUCAUUGUCUUGCGAUGUCUCCAAAGUACCGGUAGUGCCAGUACGAUUGCUAUAGGUUCAGGCGUCAUUGGAGAUAUUACCACUCGUGCUGAGCGAGGGGGGUAUAUGGGUAUCUUUCAAGCAGGGUUACUUGUCCCUGUUGCUGUGGGACCAGUAAUAGGAGGCGCAAUUGCUGGGUCUCUGGGAUGGAAGGCUAUUUUUUGGUUUUUGACUAUCUACACCGGCGUUUUUCUUUGCAUUUUGAUCGCCCUGUUGCCUGAGACGUUGCGAUCAACCGUCAAGAAUGGUAGUCGGUUACCGUCGAACUUAGUAAUGCGAUUCCCAUUAAUAGUCUAUCAGAAAGCCAGUAAAAUCGAUUGGCAAAGGGAGACACCUGACGAUCAAAGUGUCUCCAAGAAAAGUGUUAAUAUUCUAGGGUCGCUUCGAAUACUUUUCAGCAACCACGCGGCCCCUAUCAUCGUCUUUCUGGCUGUCUAUUAUGCAGUUUGGCAAAUGAGCAUCACCGCCAUGUCAUCUCUGUUUAAAACUCGAUAUGGUCUGACCGAAAUUCAAAUCGGGUUGACCUUCAUUGCAAAUGGGGUAGGAUCAAUGGUUGGAACGUUAGUGACAGGCAAGAUCCUUGACAAGGAUUACCGUCGUGUCAAGGCGAAAUACGAGGCCUCCUUGGAUACUGGACGCAGAAGUAGACAUGAAGAGGACUUUCCCCUGGAAAAAGCCCGUCUCAGACUUGUUCCUGCUUUCUCCGUGCUGCAAUGUCUUUCCAUCCUUCUUUUCGGCUGGACAAUUCAGUAUCCUCAAAAGGUCCACAUCGCAGUCCCUAUCGUCUCAACUUUUAUAACAGGGUGGACUGCCAUUUCUACACAAUCCCUCAUCAUGACUUAUCUAGUGGAUAUUUUUCAUGAUAGAAGCGCAGCAGCCAGUGCUAGUUUGAACCUUGCAAGAUGUCUGUUUGCCGCUGGAGGAACAAGCUUCGUCAUGCCAAUGGUUAAUGGCGUUGGGGUCGGGGUCGCAUUCACCAUUUGUGCUGCUGUUCAAGCAGUGGCACUAAUAGGACCUUUGAUUCAAUACAAUUUUGCUGCUAGAUGGAGGGGCAAGGACAGGGAGAAAUCUGAACAAAAGGAUGGCGAAGGGAAAAAUGAAAAGUGA
This is a messenger RNA of Talaromyces stipitatus ATCC 10500, 1539 nucleotides long. RefSeq names its product MFS multidrug transporter, putative. The transcript is spliced from 2 exons. Bases 1 to 1539 code for a protein of 512 amino acids. Lineage: Eukaryota; Fungi; Ascomycota; Eurotiomycetes; Eurotiales; Trichocomaceae. The record is from RefSeq and is a predicted model, not a curated record. Gene Ontology annotation, biological process: transmembrane transport. Gene Ontology annotation, molecular function: transmembrane transporter activity.